UUAUUUUAACAUCCUGAAUGCAAAACCAGUGAAAUCUUAAAAGUAAAAAUACAUAAUUUUGUUGAAAUCUGCACUAAAGGAAAACGGAGCCUUUGGCCUUGAUUGCUGCUGAUCUCCAGGUUAUUGGCAGGGAUGCACAAUUGCCUGAUAACCUUGAUUCUCACACAGGUCGAUGGCAUCGCUGUGACUCACAGGGACCAUAAAGUUCUGCUUCCAAGGGGUGUGGGCCAAGUGAGCUGAGAGCUUGGAUGCUUUAUAAAGGCAGGGCUCAGCCCAGCUGAUCCAUCCUGCUCUGAUCCAGCUGCUGCUCCUCUGCCCCAGGCUCAUCCCAAGGGAACGAUGGCAUUCGCAGGCAAAUACGAGUUCGAGAGCGACGAGAACUACGACGCCUUUGUGCAGAAGAUUGGUCUCCCCAGUGACAAGGCUGAAAUGGGAAGGAACUGCAAGAUUGUGACUGAGGUGGUGCAGAAUGGGAAUGACUUCACCUGGACACAGCACUUCCCAGGCGGCCGCACCACCACCAACAGCUUCACCGUGGGCACCGAGGCAGACAUGGAGACCAUGGGAGGAAAGAAGUUCAAGGCAACUGUCAAAAUGGAAGAUGGGAAACUUGUAGCUGAUUUCCCCAACUACCGCCACACUGCAGAGAUCUCUGGGGGGAAGCUGGUAGAGAUUUCUACUUCUUCUGGUGUAGUCUACAAAAGGACCAGCAAAAAGAUUGCCUAAGGCAGCAAGGCCAGUCUCUUCUAAUGCACUGAAAGCCAACA
Oenanthe melanoleuca is the source of this 767-nucleotide messenger RNA. RefSeq names its product fatty acid binding protein 6 (gene FABP6). Gene Ontology annotation, cellular component: cytosol; nucleus. Gene Ontology annotation, biological process: fatty acid transport. Bases 340 to 726 code for a protein of 128 amino acids. The record is from RefSeq and is a predicted model, not a curated record. NCBI's taxonomy places the organism in Eukaryota, Metazoa, Chordata, Aves, Passeriformes, Muscicapidae. Gene Ontology annotation, molecular function: fatty acid binding. The transcript has 4 exons.